UGGACUCGGCUGCUUUUUCCGGGUUUAAUAAAAUAAGAGCAAACUGCAAACCUUAUCAGUUACAGUGAGUUACUUCUUAAUUUUCUAAAAGACGGUUUGUCACCCACUUCAACUUGUAAUUAGUUUUAGAGUUUAAGACUAACAAUAAAAUAAUGCUGUCAUUGAAUAUUCUUAUGUUUUUUGUUAUUGUAAGUUGUUUUCUUUUCCCGCUCUGCCUAGUGCCUACUGACCAAAAAAUUACAAGCAGGAGCCUUUUACAUAUAAUUUUUUGGUGUACCUAGUCCUACUACCUAGUACAGUAACUACAGUUUGCCGACUUCUUGAGACUGUUCUGUCACUAUGCUAAAGUGCCAGCUGUGCUGUGACAGUGUGCUCCAGCUCCAGCCUGAGUCGAGUGUCUGACCACCGCCCGCUGCCGUUUAAUAGAAGUCGGUCAAGGCAGUUCUUAUCAGGUCAAUAAACCCUGCAGUAAAAGUAAGUAUCGCGCGUAGGGGGCUGCGGCGUUUGUUUGUGUUUAUACUGUAAUCCAGUAAAUGAGUCUGUAAAGUGUAAAUCCAGUUUAUACAGUUUAAGACUGUAUAAAAUAUAAAGUUUAUACAGUAAAUCCAAAUCAAAUCUCUUGUUAUCUGUUGUCAGUGUUGUGAGUUGUUUGAGACAAUUUAUGCCAGAUCUUGUUGCAACAAUCGCAUGAUGUGUCUUGCGUUUUGGAUCUAAUUCGGGUUCCUACGAUUCUUGUAAAUGUUGUUGUUCUUGUAAUGCUGCAGCGUUUAUCGUUCUCCCUCAUCUUGGGCAGUGUUCUGCCUUUAAAUAUUUAUCGCAGCAUCAUGAACGGCAGCAUCGCUCGCGCGACAACCGCCGUCACGAUCCUACCAGAUAUUCCUGGAUCACCGUCUCGAUGCAAUGAUCUUAUAAUUUCGGGUCGUUUGAAUUCUGGCAAGGCCGUCGUCUACUUCGGAGGGGACAUUCAAGAUUUGGAACCUGCGAUGGUCUCGAGUGGCUGCUCGGCGUACCUUGCAUGGAGUUUAGAGAAUACUGCGACGCUGCUAUCUAGCAAGUUCCCCGACCAUCUGAUUGUGGCCGUACGACCCGCUCGAAAACAGGACCUCGUGUUCAGCUGUUUUGACAAUUUUGUGCAGAGCACCGCGGAGAUUUCUCCGUCGGAAUAUGAUCCGCAGUACGGAGCGUCGCAGCACCUAGACAGACUGCUUUCCUCCUUGCAGAAUCUGCUACGCAGUACUUUCCAGGAAUUGUACAUUGUUGGAUUCAGUAAGGGAUGUGUGAUCCUGAAUCAGCUUUUACACGAAGCACCGCACAUACUGGAUAAGGAUGGAAGUGCUGGGCUACCUGUUUUAUCGAAAGUUAAAAAGCUGUAUUAUCUGGACAGUGGACAUGCUUCGACGGUUGAUUUCUGGGUGACAGAUGAUCAGGCCGUUCAUGCUUUCGUUAAUUUGACUUCGCUGGACGCGGUGCAUAUUUGCAAUACGCCGUACCAAACGGAAAGGCCCGGAAGACCAUAUUAUAAACUUCAGCUAAACUUAUUUGCUGACAUAUGCCGUAAUUUGAAAGUACUAAAACAGCAAAUUCUUCUUUUCGGCAGCAAACCAUUUGAUCAAGUAACUCUGGAGGAUCAUUUUCAAGUUUUGAAAUUGUUUCCGGUGUGAUUUUACGCUCACCUGUUGCGAUAUCAAGACGGCAUAUUUUUGUUUGUACAUAGUUUUAUUCUCUUAUAAAGAUUCGUCUUUGUGUUAACUAUAUGCAUUGUGAUUAAUUUGUGAUAGAAAUAUGCACUUGCAACUAAUAACAAACGGCACCAGUCG
This is a messenger RNA of Paramacrobiotus metropolitanus, 1817 nucleotides long. RefSeq names its product mitochondrial protein C2orf69 homolog. Gene Ontology annotation, cellular component: mitochondrion. Bases 756 to 1661 code for a protein of 301 amino acids. The transcript has a single exon. Lineage: Eukaryota; Metazoa; Tardigrada; Eutardigrada; Parachela; Macrobiotidae. The record is from RefSeq and is a predicted model, not a curated record.